CACUGAUCCGUCAUACAUAGGAAUCAUAUUAGAGCUUGAUCAUGGCUGUUACACGAUCCAUCUUCGCUCUAACUGUCUCCUUCGCUCUGAUUGCCAUGUGCAUUGCACAAGCACCUUCACCUUCACCUUCCCCAGCGCCUUCCCCAGCGCCUAUGUCGGUUGACACCCCACCGACUCCAUCACCAUCCCCAGUCGUUCCAACCCCAAUGAGCGCACCAACAAUCUCCCCACAAGCUCCACCAACAAUGGCUCCAACUCCAUCUCCCUCUCCCACGCCAUCUGUCAUUGCUUUGCCAUCUGGACCAUCACCGUCACCAGUUAGUGAUUCAGCCGAUUCUGACAACUCCGGAACAGUUGUUCAGGGAAUAAGUAGCUUGACUUCUAUGCUCGCAUUGCUUGGAGCUGGACUAAUCUUUGCUUAAUUGCAAUUACAACUUGUGCUUAUAUACUUGUUAUAUUUUAUUGAAUCUCGGUCAUAAAUUUAUGGAGGGAGACGAAGAUGAUUUUUAGUUUUCUUUUCGAUUUCAUUGUUUGUUAUUUUCCGAUGCAAUUAUUGUAUGCCAUAUGUACCAUCUUUUUUGAGGUUCGCGAAUAAAAAUGUUUACGUUUGUUGGUGUCUUAA
Messenger RNA from Papaver somniferum (opium poppy), 622 nucleotides. RefSeq names its product vegetative cell wall protein gp1-like. The transcript has a single exon. Bases 42 to 422 code for a protein of 126 amino acids. The record is from RefSeq and is a predicted model, not a curated record. Lineage: Eukaryota; Viridiplantae; Streptophyta; Magnoliopsida; Ranunculales; Papaveraceae.